AUGCGCUUCUUCGUUCUAUCUUCGCUCCUUUUGGCCUCGUUGGCCCUUAGCCAGGCACAGUCCGCUGGCGUCGACAGACACAGAUCGAGGGCGGCUCCGCUGGUCUUCGAGGAGCAUCCCUACUAUGGCGGCCUGAGGGGUCAGCUCCUGCAGCUCCGUCCACAACGGGACGGCAGUGUGGGCAGCUUCAUCCUGCAGCGCCAGCAGCCGCAGGUUAGGGCUGUUACCAGGGACUCCGACGACACCAUCACCAUCUCCGCGGCCAGCAUAUCGGCCAUUGCCGAUGGAAGUUCGGGAUCUAGCAGCACCAGCUCCAGCUCAAUCUCGGCCAGCGCCAGUGACUUCAACCGAAUUCAACUGGCCGCCGCUCGCCUGGUGGCCAUUCAGGAGUUGGCCAAGAGGAAGGGUUCCUUCAGCGAGGAGGACAACAAGGUCUAUGCCAGCAGCCUGCUGGAACUCGGUCAGGCAGCCCAGAGCUUGGCUCUGCUCCAGCAGACCGGUCAGAUCAAGGACUUCAGUGUCCUGUUGCAGCCGGAUCUCUUCGCCAUUCCCCAGAAGCAACCCUCGAACUUUGGCUUGGAGGCCAGCAGUGGUAAUAAUCCAGCGGACCAGAAGAUCGAUGAGCAGAAACUGGAUGAGGUCACCGAGCAGCAGUUCUCGCCGGAUGAGCAGUUCCUGCCGCCCAACAGCGAGGAUCCCUACGAGGAUGUCAACGACAGUGUCGCCGUGAUGGCUCCCAAGAAGGAUGCCGCAGUGGCCGAGGCCAAGCCAGUGGGUCUCUCGAUUGCCGGCGAGGGUGGCGUAGCCUCCUCGAAGCCAAAUGCCGUGGCUCUUUCCGGCAGGAAUGGCUUGGCCGUUGCCUCACCCAAGGCCACCGCAAUUGCUGGCGUUUCCCCGGAAGAGGCAGCUGCCUUCAGCAUCUCUCUGCCCACUCGCAACCAGCUGGUGAUCAAGAGCCCCAACUCCGCAUCUGAGAAGGCCAGUGAUGACUACGAUUACAACGAUGUACCUUUGACCAUGGCCCGCUUCCCGUUGACCCGCGAAACCCCGCAGCAGCUUGUCCCUGUUCGAAUUUCUGGAGGAGAUGCUCUCGUGGAUCGGUGGCGCACUGCAAUUGCCGAGGAUUAUGCUGCCCGUCAGGCUCAGGCCAAGGUGGCCAUGGCCAUGGCUUCACCAACACCCUACAUUCGAAUGGGCCCUAAGCGACGCCUGCACUCGGAAUAA
Molecule: messenger RNA, 1224 nt
Organism: Drosophila serrata
Lineage: Eukaryota; Metazoa; Arthropoda; Insecta; Diptera; Drosophilidae
Source: RefSeq, a predicted model, not a curated record